AUUUCUAUACCACAAGCGAUAACCCCGAGCUACACUCGGGCUUACCAUGCGGCGCUGCUCUGGGGGUCCCUGCAGCACUUACCUUGUCCUUCGUUCCCACGAUGUGUCCCCUGCAGCGUCCCCGGCCAUCUCCUCCGGCCGAUGCCGGCAUCCGGCUUCUGUGUUCCGGUCCCCGUGACGUCGGGACGUACGGGCGCCGCCGCCGGCGGCGGCGGGAAAUUUAAAAAAUUUAAAAAAUGUCAUUUUUUUUUUUUUCAAUUUUAAAUAUGCUUUGUCCGGCGCCCUGCCUGCAUUUUGUCUGUUCUUUCUG
Molecule: messenger RNA, 310 nt
Organism: Staurois parvus
Lineage: Eukaryota; Metazoa; Chordata; Amphibia; Anura; Ranidae
Source: the annotation of a GenBank genome assembly